Molecule: messenger RNA, 5464 nt
Organism: Nelumbo nucifera (sacred lotus)
Lineage: Eukaryota; Viridiplantae; Streptophyta; Magnoliopsida; Proteales; Nelumbonaceae
Molecular function (GO): protein binding
Source: RefSeq, a predicted model, not a curated record
ACCACCAUGCAUCUCGUCUGAUCGUCUCCUCUCUGUUUCGUUCUAUUUAACACGACACACGAUUCGAACAACACCAACACAAAGAGUCCUCUCUCUCUCUUCUUUCUCUCAAAUAAACCGGGAAAAAUAUAUAAUCGGAACCAGAGAUAGAGAAACAGAGAGAGGAGAAAUCACAGAAAAACCAGAGCAGGAAAAGAUACAAACUACAGAAACGGUGCCCCACCACCCCGACGCCCUUAUUCUCUCUAUCCAAGAUGAAGGCGAGCCAACCAGAACCAGCUUCGUCAUCGAUGCAAUCACCGUCCACCUCUGUUGUCUCCAACCCACCACAACACUCUGCUGCGGUUUCGUCGUCAUCGGAGAAGACGACGGUGUCUGUAUCGAUAACAGCGGCGGAAGAGCCGGUAGGGUCCAGGGAAGGGGGCGGACAAGAAUCGGUAACCGUCGAGCGCCGGGGAGAUCACUCGGCCGUCUGCCGGUGGACGGUCGUCAAUUUCUCCAAGGUGAAAGCUAGGGCACUAUGGAGCCGAUACUUCGAAGUGGGCGGCUACGACUGUCGGCUCCUCGUCUACCCCAAAGGUGACUCCCAAGCCCUUCCCGGUUACUUCUCUAUCUAUCUCCAAAUCAUGGAUCCUCGCGGUUCGUCGUCGUCGAAAUGGGACUGUUUCGCCAGCUACCGCCUCUCCAUCGUUAAUCAUCUCGACGAAUCCAAGUCCAUUCAGAGAGACUCUUGGCAUCGCUUCUCCAGCAAGAAGAAAUCUCACGGCUGGUGCGACUUCACCCCUUCUUCCACAAUUUUGGAUCCCAAGGCCGGGUUCCUCUUCAAUAACGAUUCUGUUCUCAUCACCGCAGAUAUUCUGGUCUUGAAUGAAUCAAUCUCCUUCUCUCGCGAUAACAAUGAGUUACAGUCUUCAUCCUCUUCGUUGUCCUCUGUCGUCAUAACAAGUCCAAUUUCGGAUGUUUUGAGUGGGAAGUUCACUUGGAAGGUGCAUAACUUCAGCUUGUUCAAGGAGAUGAUCAAGACCCAGAAGAUAAUGAGCCCUGUUUUUCCUGCCGGUGAAUGUAACCUUCGGAUUAGCGUUUAUCAAAGCUCAGUCAAUGGGGUAGAGUAUCUAUCGAUGUGCUUGGAGAGUAAGGACACCGAGAAGUCAGUAAUUCCCGACCGGAGUUGCUGGUGUUUGUUUCGAAUGUCGGUACUGAAUCAGAAGCCUGGGCUUAAUCACAUGCACAGGGAUUCUUAUGGCCGGUUUGCAGCUGACAACAAGAGUGGGGAUAAUACUAGUCUCGGGUGGAAUGAUUAUAUGAAGAUGGCGGAUUUUAUUGGGUCGGAGACGGGGUUUCUUGUUGAUGAUACUGCUGUUUUCAGUGCCUCUUUCCAUGUGAUUAAGGAGCUCAGUAGCUUCUCCAAGAAUGGGGGAUUGCUUGGCGGGAGGAGUACCGGUGGGGCAAGGAAGUCUGAUGGGCAUUCGGGGAAGUUCACUUGGAGGAUUGAAAACUUCACGAGGUUGAAAGAUCUUCUGAAGAAGAGGAAGAUUACAGGACUUUGUGUCAAGAGCAGAAGGUUUCAGAUUGGUAAUCGGGAUUGUCGCCUCAUUGUUUAUCCCAGAGGGCAGUCUCAGCCACCUUGCCACCUUUCUGUAUUUCUUGAAGUUACAGAUUCCCGAAACACUGCCAACGACUGGAGUUGUUUUGUGAGUCAUAGGUUAUCAGUUGUGAAUCAAAGGAUGGAGGAGAAGUCUGUUACAAAGGAGUCACAAAACCGGUACUCCAAAGCUGCAAAGGACUGGGGCUGGCGCGAGUUUAUCACACUUACUAGUCUCUUUGAUCAGGACUCUGGGUUUCUUGUUCAAGAUACUGUCGUGUUCUCAGCAGAGGUUCUUAUCUUGAAGGAAACAUCAAUAAUGCAGGAUUUCACUGAUCAAGACAUGGAGUCAAACAAUGCAGGUUCUCAAAUUGAUGGAGUUGGGAAAAGAGGAUCGUAUACAUGGAAGGUUGAGAAUUUCUUAUCCUUCAAGGAAAUAAUGGAAACCCGCAAAAUAUUUAGCAAAUUCUUUCAAGCUGGUGGAUGUGAACUUCGGAUUGGUGUGUAUGAGUCUUUUGACACUAUAUGUAUAUAUCUGGAGAGUGAUCAAUCAGUUGGAAGUGAUCCAGACAAGAAUUUUUGGGUCAGAUACAGGAUGGCAGUGGUUAAUCAAAAGAACCCUGCAAAAACUGUGUGGAAGGAGUCCUCUAUCUGUACAAAGACAUGGAAUAAUUCUGUUCUCCAAUUCAUGAAGGUUUCUGAUAUGCUGGAACCAGAUGCGGGAUUCCUUGUACGCGAUACAGUUGUUUUUAUCUGCGAGAUCAUUGAUUGUUGUCCUUGGUUUGAGUUUUCAGAUCUGGAGGUUUUGGCUUCUGAAGAUGAUUGUGAUGCUUUGUCAACUGACCCUGAUGAACUUGUUGAUUCUGAAGACAGUGAAGGGAUAAGUGGAGAUGAAGAAGACAUCUUUAGAAACCUUCUUGCCAGAGCUGGAUUUCACCUUACAUAUGGAGAUAAUCCUUCACGGCCACAGGUUACUUUAAGAGAAAAGCUUCUAAUGGAUGCUGGUGCAAUAGCUGGUUUUCUGACUGGACUUCGUGUUUAUCUUGAUGAUCCUGCUAAAGUAAAGCGCUUGCUUCUCCCAACCAAACUGUCAAGUAGUAAUGAUGGGAAGAAGGAGGUCACACGAAGUGGUGAAUCUUCCCCUAGUUUGAUGAAUUUGUUGAUGGGAGUUAAAGUCCUGCAGCAGGCAAUCAUUGACUUACUUUUAGAUAUAAUGGUUGAGUGUUGCCAACCUUCAGAAGGAAGAUCUAGUGAUGAUUCUUCUGAUACAAGCUCAAAGCUUUCCCCUGAUGGCAAUGGAGCUGCAAGUCCAUUGGAACCUGGUGGAGAAAAUGGGGCAACAGAAUCUGUGCAAUCCCCUGUAAAUGAGAGGUUGGACUCUGGGGCAGAAGAAAGUACUAAUACAUAUGCUGUACAAAGCUCAGACAUGAAUACAAAUGAUAUGCCUGAAAAGACAGUUCCUGGACAGCCUAUUUCUCCUCCAGAAACAACUGCAGGGGUUAUCAUGGAUAGUGGUUUCAUCCGAGCUCCUAAGACAAAGUGGCCUGAGCAGUCAGAGGAGCUCUUGGGAUUGAUUGUAAAUUCACUGAGAGCCCUUGAUGGUGCUGUUCCACAAGGAUGUCCAGAGCCUAGGAGAAGGCCUCAAUCUGCACAAAAGAUUGCUCUUGUAUUGGAUAAAGCUCCUAAAUAUCUGCAACCAGACCUUGUUGCUUUGGUACCAAAAUUGGUUGACCAUUCGGAGCAUCCACUUGCUGCUUGUGCACUGCUAGGUCGACUUCAAAAGCCAGAUGCAGAACCUGCACUGCAACUGCCUGUUUUGGGAGCUCUUAGUCAAUUGGAGUUUGGCAGUGAAGUGUGGGAACGUGUUCUAUUUCAAGCUUUUGGAUUAUUGACAGAUUCAAAUGAUGAACCACUUGCAGCAACCAUGAAUUUUAUAUUCAAAGCUGCAUCCCAAUGCCAGCAUCUUCCUCAAGCAGUGAGAGCUAUUCGUUCCCGACUAAAAAGUUUGGGUGCUGAAGUUUCUCCAUGUGUCCUGGAUGUUCUAACGAAAACUGUGAUUAGUUGGGCUGAUGUUGCUGAAGCAAUGUUGAGAGAUAUUGAGACUGACUUUGAGCUCAGUGAAAAUUGCUCAGCAACAGCAACAGCUUGUGGGCUUUACUUGUGUGAUGAAAGUGGACUCACUGCUGAAAAGUUGCAUGCAAUAGAUGAGCAGGUUCGGCAUGCAAGCCAUCAUUUUUCUGACAUUUAUAUUCUAAUAGAGAUGUUAUCCAUUCCUUGCCUUUCUGUUGAGGCAUCCAAAAUCUUUGAAAGAUCCAUAGCUCAAGGAGCCAUUUUGGAUCAUUCAGUAGCCAUGGUCUUGGAAAGGCGACGUAGUCAGAGAUUGAAUGCUAGUUCAGAAUCCGUUGUUCAGAAUUUUCAGCACAAAGACAUGGUAGCAGAGGGAAAAUCUGAUGAGUCAUUGUGGAGCCAAGAUGAUUUUGCUUCAGUACUUGGUCUUUCUGAGACAUUGGCCCUUUCUAGAGAUUCCAGAGUGCAUGGGUUUGUUAGGGUACUAUAUGUUAUAUUGUUUAAAUUGUAUGAUGAUGAAGGUUAUCGUGGGAGGAUGUUGAAAGGGCUUGUUGACCGUGCUACUAGCAGUACAGAUAAUUGCCGUGAAGUAGAUUUAGAUAUGAACAUUUUGGUAUACUUAGUCCAUGAGGAACAAGGAAUUGUUAGGUCAGUUCUGAGCAUGUUGAGGGAGGUUGCUGAACUUGCCAAUGUUGAUCGGGCAGCUCUCUGGCAUCAGUUAUGUGCUAGUGAAGGUGAAAAUAUUCGUCUUCGUGAAGAAAGGCAAGCUGAACUUUCCAAUAUGGUUAGAGAGAAAGCAAUUCUGUCACAGAGGUUAAGUGAAUCUGAGGCCACUAAUAGCCGUCUUAAGGCUGAAUUGAAGGCUGAAAUGGACCGCUUUACACGGGAAAAGAAGGACCUUUCUGAACAGAUACAAGAUGUUGAGAGUCAACUCGAAUGGCUUCGUGCUGAACGAGAUGAUGAAAUUGCAAAGCUCUCAACUGAGAAAAAAAAUCUUCAGGAUCGUCUUCAUGAGGCAGAGACACAACUUUCACAGCUAAAGUCCCGGAAACGUGAUGAACUGAAGAGAGUAGUGAAGGAGAAAAAUGCCCUUGCUGAAAGGCUAAAGAGUGCGGAAGCUGCACGGAAAAGAUUUGAUGAAGAACUGAAACGUUAUGCCAUGGAAACUGUUACUAGAGAGGAAGUGCAGCAGUCACUUGAAGAUGAAGUCCGACGGUUGACACAAACAGUUGGCCAAACUGAAGGAGAAAAGAGGGAGAAGGAAGAGCAGGUUGCUCGAUGUGAAGCGUACAUUGAUGGGAUGGAAGCAAAAUUGCAAACCUGCCAGCAAUAUAUCCAUACUCUUGAGGCUUCACUACAGGAGGAAAUGUCAAGACACGCCCCUCUCUAUGGUGCUGGCUUGGAAGCUUUGUCAUUAAAGGAAUUGGAGACACUAUCUCGUAUCCAUGAGGAGGGGCUCAGGCAGAUCCAUUCACUCCAACAGCGGAAAGGGAAUGCUGGUGGCAGCCCUCUUAUGAGCCCCCACACCCUGCCCCUUUCCCAUGGAAUGUACCCUACAGCCCCACCUCCCAUGGCUAUUGGACUGCCUCCUCCACUCGUUCCAAAUGGUGUUGGGAUCCACAGUAAUGGGCAUGUGAAUGGUGCAGUUGGACCCUGGUUCAACCCUAGCUAAAUUAAGGGGCAGAGUCUCUUGUAAUUCUUUACUAGUGAUGAUGUUUCUCAUUCAUCUGGCUGGCCUUCUGUUUUAACAGUUAGAGCUCAGUAAAAUUUCAAUACAAAGGGUUUUGUCUUAUAAUUUUUCAUUCCGGUUUUUCC